UCAUAUUUUGAUAACCAACCAACAACUUGUCAUUCUAUUUACCUCACAAUUUUAUUUCAACAUACACAUUUAAAAUAGCCUGCCGCCACUGUUCGUCGCAUAAUAAAGUAUUUUAUUAUUUGGUAGGGAACGCUACAUGGUGGACGUAAAUUGUUAAUUCAGAAAACACUCUAUUUUAGUCACGUUUAUAUAACAUUUGGUGUAGACUCAAAAAUGAGAAUUUAUUUGUUACAAAGUUUAUCGAAAACGAUCGGAAGGAGAUUUUUAGCGACACAUAAUGUGAAAAAAGUAACUCAUUGCAUAUUUGAUAUGGACGGUCUUCUGUUAGAUACAGAACAAGUUUAUAAAAAGAUGAUAACUCAACUGUGUGCAAACUAUGGACACAAGUACACUGAUGAGCUGAUGAUGAAGGUGCUAGGUGGAACUGAACAGAGGUUGUCAGAAAUUCUAUGCAAGGAGCUGAAACUUCCCGUCACACCUCACGAAUUCAGAGACCAGUUGCUGAAGCUUGGUGACACCAUGUUAGCUGGAACACCUUUAUUAGAUGGUGCUGAAAGAUUAAUACGUCACCUGCACAAAACGCAAGUACCAUUUGCCUUAGCAACAUCAUCAAGUGAACGCUCUGUUUAGACAAAGAUUGCUAGCUAUAAAGAGUUGUUUAGUCUUUUCAACCAUAUGGUAAUGGGCAGUACUGACAAGGAAGUCAAAUUUGGAAAGCCCCAUCCAGAUAUAUUUCUUGUCGCUGCUUCCAGAUUUCCUGACAAACCUCAUCCAUCUAAGUGUUUGGUAUUCGAGGACUCUCCACACGGUGUGACUGCUGGAAUUGAGGCGGGUAUGCAAGUAGUCAUGGUGCCUGACCCACACCUCGACAAAAGACUCACCAAACAUGCUACCAUUGUUCUCCCAACAUUAGCUAAGUUCCAACCAGAAAUGUUUGGCUUACCAGCGUUCCAAUGACCGUUACAUAAGAUUGUAAUUUAAGUGGUAAUGUAAAUAUGCUAUUUAUAUAAUUUUUGUUUUAGGUUGUUCUUACACUAUGGUUAUAUUUGGUAGUCUGGGAUUCUGUAGUAGUUUAUUUCGUAUGAAUUUGAACUUGCUGGUCGAGUGUUUUGCACUGAAUGUGUAAACACAAAAAAUGUACAGAAAAAUUGAUUGUCUAUUCCUUUUUGAUGUCAAUUAAUUAAAUAUUAACUAGGCUUGUUCUAUCUUUGUGGAAAAAUUACUUAAAUAAAAUAUAUGUACUUUUAUAUACUAGACAUUGUAAACAAUAGUGUGAAAAUAAUCAGAUUUUUGGAAUUCUUAUUUUAUUUUUUAUUUACAAUGGUGUUCUAAAUAAUUGUUGGCUUAGACUUGUAGCUUAAAAGUAUUAUUUGUGUAGAAUAGUUUUGUAAACAUAACCAUACAAAGUGCAGUAAGAAAUAGAAGGUUACAAGAUAGAUUUUUGUAUUAAAAAUGUUACUGUGAGUUUGACUACAGACAUUUGUAUACACAUACUGCUGUCUCUUUUUAUUCAAAGGGAAUCUAAGAGAUGACAAUAUGUUUUAGCUUAAAUGUGUAGUGUAAAAGCACAGAUAAUAAAAUGUAAAUUCAUUUAAUAUGUUUGAUAUUUUAUACUUUUUUAUUAUAGAAAUAUUCAUUAAGAUUCUAAAUCUCAUUUUAAUACCAAUUACGGAUAUAUAUUUUGAAAGCAAUUACUUAUUCUUAAUUUAUGACAAAUAUAAUAAGUUACAGAUAACCAAUGAAAUGUUUA
This is a messenger RNA of Papilio xuthus (Asian swallowtail), 1750 nucleotides long. RefSeq names its product probable pseudouridine-5'-phosphatase. Gene Ontology annotation, molecular function: phosphatase activity. The transcript has 4 exons. NCBI's taxonomy places the organism in Eukaryota, Metazoa, Arthropoda, Insecta, Lepidoptera, Papilionidae. The record is from RefSeq and is a predicted model, not a curated record.